AUGGCUUUCCAACAGUAUUCCAAUCUGCUCGAGAGGUUGCAUGUGCUGGAGGAAGCAGUAGCGAACUUGGAAUCCACUGCAAGAGAAAGACGACAAUAUGUGCGCCAAGAACAGCGUGGGCACCUUUCAAUCCGCUUUCGUCUCUUCGAUGAGUAUCUGGUCACGCGUAGGCCCGAGGGCUUUCUGGACUUCAUCAGGCUCAUGCCAGGAGUCCGAAAACCUCUAUCAAAGGAUGAUAGUAUAGAACGUCUGAGGUUCCACGCUGACCCCAUCGUUGGUCGCCAUAGACUAAUGAUGUAUCUAAGAAUCGUCACACAAGGAAUAAGCUUUACGGCGUUUGCACUAGACAUGGGAUGUGGAGUGAGCACUGUUUCAGAGAUUGUCAGGGAUAUCACAGAAUCUAUCAUAACCGGAGUUUUUGGAGAGCCACGACGAGGUAUUCUCCCUACCAGAGAGUUUGGUACUGUUGGCCCAGUCCAGUACCACAUUCUCGUCAAUGGAGGAUUUGGACAAAGCUAUAGAAUGAUUAGACCAUACAGAGAAAGAGAAGCAAACACCGCAGAUCGAAGGCGUUUCAACCGGAUCUUUAGCAGGGCUCGCCGCACGAUCGAAUCAACCUUUGGAAUACUGGCUCAGCGAUUCCGAAUUCUCAUGACUCGUAUAAACAUGGAUCCUGAGCGAACUAGUCGAAUUGUCAUUUCGCUCAUGGUCAGUCCUUCUGGAAGAGCACCCCGAUGUUUGCAAGCUAUUGUGAUACUUCCCAGAUUCUGCACAACCUGCUUUCUCGAGAGAAGACAGUUUAGCGGAGGUGCAAAGGCACGAACCUGCACCGGAUGGCUAUCAUUCCUUCCAAAGACAGCAGGAGAUUCGAAGAAGAGGGGCAGAUUUGGCCAUCACAGCCAAGAACCUGAUAACCCAGUACUAUGUUGA
This is a messenger RNA of Cylicocyclus nassatus, 930 nucleotides long. Lineage: Eukaryota; Metazoa; Nematoda; Chromadorea; Rhabditida; Strongylidae. The record is from the annotation of a GenBank genome assembly.